Messenger RNA from Cynoglossus semilaevis (tongue sole), 8102 nucleotides. It is a transcript of the gene rims4, whose product is annotated as regulating synaptic membrane exocytosis 4. Gene Ontology annotation, biological process: regulation of synaptic vesicle exocytosis; positive regulation of synaptic transmission; regulation of membrane potential. The record is from RefSeq and is a predicted model, not a curated record. Bases 1361 to 2137 code for a protein of 258 amino acids. Lineage: Eukaryota; Metazoa; Chordata; Actinopteri; Pleuronectiformes; Cynoglossidae. Gene Ontology annotation, molecular function: small GTPase binding; transmembrane transporter binding. Gene Ontology annotation, cellular component: presynaptic membrane; cytoskeleton of presynaptic active zone. The transcript is spliced from 6 exons.
CUGCUGACUACUAAAUGAAAGGCUUUAAAGGAGCACAUGUAAACUGAUAGGUGAGGUCAAUGUGCUUUGCUGAAUUUGGGCUUUUUUAGGAAAGUCCUACAGGUAAUAGAUUUUCCAACAACAAUCAUAAAAACAGAGAGGACACAGUGCUGUUCAGAUUACAUUUAAAUGCAAGGUUUACAAAGGACAAAAAGAAACUAGGGCUGCGCGAUUAUGGCCAAAAUGAUAAUCAAGAAUAAUUUUUUAUCAGUAUUGAAAUAACAAUCAUUAAUCACGAUUAGUAGUAUGUAGAAGUAGAAGUAUGGGAACAAAGCUGUCAGUUUAAAUCAAACUUAAAAUAAAUAAUAAACAAUAAAAUAAAAUGGACUCGAAACAAAUGCUAAUAAAAAAUAAAUAUGCCAUUGAUCAUUAACAUGAAGGGACGGAAACACCUAUUCCUGUUAAGGAAACUGUAUAGGUAUGUUUCAUUUUGUUUGGUUGCUCACAGAACAGAUUGGACACGUUUUGGCCCCCCAAAAAAUUGCGGUUAUUGGUUAUUUCAGUGUGUCUUUAACAGGUGGAUGGAUACAGCACCCCCUGGUGCAGAGUAUGGUUGCCUGUGUUGUGGCGGGAGACAGACGGGGGUUUAGUAGACCAACGUUAGCUUUAUGAAUUCAUCAUAUUUGAGUUUGUGGUGUUCAGGUGGUUGAAUACGUUAGUUGUGUUGUCAUGUGACGCAGACACAACUCUACUGUACAGCAAUUUGAGGCUGCCCGGUGCCGCCUGCUGCAGGGAGCGCUCACCUCCUGAUCAGGAAGCUUUCACUCACGCCCUAGCCGCUUGGCUGACUAUUGGUUGAGAAAGUGCUGCAGCAGAGCCAGAUUUUUAAAUGUUAAUAUCACCGACGAUCAUCCUAAUGUAAUCGUGAUUGUGAUUAAAAUUUGAAUAUUUGUGUAGCCUUAAAAGAAACCAUAAUUAAUACGGUUAAACUUAGGAUUUCAGAAACAAUCAGUUAAAACAGACUUUAAAGCCUAAAACUAUCAUUUGCCUUUUUCGCAAUCACUAAAAGAGAAGCCAUAAAUCUUGAAGCUCUCCAUGUCACUUCAAACUCCUGCAGCCUUUGGCUUCUCAGCGGAAGACAACACUAACAUCUGUGUGGGGACAUUAGGAUGUUUUAUAGCUUCAGCGUUUAUACCUGAGACUGAUGGGAAACAUGUGAAGUAUGAAUGUCUAUUACUUUGAGAAAAAAAAAAGGUAAUGAGAUGUCACUCAUUGUGGGAGGAACCAGAACAUUCAUCUUCCAUGAACUAGAUAACAGAGAGAGAAAGUGAAGGGAAGGAAGGAAGAAAGGAAGGUAGGCUGCAGCUAGAAACAGAGGUUAAUGAGGAGAAACAGAGACAGGAGAGAGGAGCAUCAGCCAAGGAUCACAUACAUGGAAGUUGACACAGAAGGACGGAAGCUGAAGGGCGGCAUCCAGAGGAGCACAGAGACGGGCCUAGCUGUGGAGAUGCCCAGUCGGACCGUGCGACAGGCCAGCCACGAGUCCAUAGAGGACAGCAUGAACAGCUUUGGCUCAGAGGGCAAUUUGAACUACAGCGGCAUGUGUCUGGCAUCUGACACCCAGUUCAGCGACUUCCUGGAUGGCAUGGGACCGGCCCAGUUUGUUGGGCGACAGACUCUGGCCACAACGUCCAUGGGUGACGUAGAAAUUGGUCUGAUGGAGAGAAACGGGGGCCUGGAGGUGGAGAUCGUCCAGGCCAGAGGACUCACCAUGAAGCCUGGGUCAAAGGGUCCUCCAGCAGCCUACAUCAAAGUUUACCUCCUGGAAAACGGCAUCUGUGUUGCCAAGAAGAAGACGAAGUCAGUGAGGAAGAGCCUGGAUCCUCUCUACAACCAGGUCCUGGUCUUCUCAGAGAGUCCACAGGGGAAGGUGGUGCAGGUGAUUGUUUGGGGCAACUACGGACGAAUGGAGCGCAAAUGCUUCAUGGGCGUAGCUCGGAUCCUGCUGGAAGAACUGGACCUCAGCACGAUGGUGAUUGGCUGGUACAAGCUCUUCCCUACCUCCUCCAUGGUGGAUCCAACCAUGGCACCUCUCAUCCGACAUUCCUCCCAGAUGUCGCUGGAGAGCACCAUCGGCCCGUGCUGUGAGCGAUCCUAAGACUCACGGGAAGAGAAGAGUUUCCGUUCCUAUCUUUCUGUUCCUGUACCAGGAGAUUUUUUUCUGAGACCUGUUGACCUGCGCUGGGGUCAGCAGCGUGGUACUUCACAGGAGCAGGUGGAUGUUCUGUUUCUUACACAGAGAUCUUGAACAGGUCCAACCAAAGCCGGAAAGCAACUCCCCCCAGUCUGAGAAAUUAUUUUACAGAUCAGCAGAGAAUCCUGGCUCUCAGUAGAAAUGUGCUGUGUUAUUUUUUUGACGUUCUACUCAUGGUAAGCACAUUUCUUUUGUGUAACUUUUGUUGCAAAACCCCAUAGAGUUAUACAAAUAUUGAGCCUUGUUCAGGAAAACAAGCAAACAAACAAACAAACACUUAGUUCCCGCUAGGACCAUAACGCACCACAGGGGGCUUCGCUGCAGCUUUUCUUCAGAUUUCCACUCCCAGGACUGUCUGUUGUCCAUCUCUGGCCUCAUUAUUGGUGUGGACAGUGUUUCUGGUCUGUCGACACACCCACAGAGAGUGUGAGACAGUGGUCUGAUGGUUGGUGGCAGCAGCCAGUGAACAGCAGCUUCGUGACGGAGAAGGAUUUCUUUUUUUUUUUCAGCUCAUUUUGUUUAAAGCCCAGAUGUUUGAGCACGGUGUCUGGAACUGUUUUUGUUUCCUGUUCACACGUCUGGACCUUCAGUCGUCUUCUGUGGCUUCAUCAUGACACGUCAGUGAAGUGAAUUCAUUAAUAAUUAGUAAUGAGUUCAUUACUGCACUGCCAACUUUGAGUUGGUCCCUGGCUGGAUGUUUGUUACCCACAGUAACAGCUGGCUCUGUGUUCAACAUGUGCGAUUCCACUCUGCAGGGCUGUGCAGUCACUGAAGAGUUUGACUGAUUAUUAGAGCUUUUCCUUCUAAUACACACCAUCAUUAUGUCUCCAACAGUUAAAGAUCCACUGCAAAUACAUCAUAAUAAGACGCACCAUUUGUAGUUAAAUGAAAACAAUGUGGACAAACUCUGAACCGAUGUCAGGGCCCUGAUCUGACCUUAUAAACCGUUUACUCUUGACACAUUUAAAUGCAAAAAACAAAUCAUUGAGUAGCAUUGAAAGGCAUGAGUGAAUGUCUUUGUAAAUAAGAUGUAUUUUGUGUUGUCCUACCGUCUGUGCGGUGGCGUAGUUUACAGGAGCAGGGGGCAGUCAUGUAGCUGGGACACAGAGGACCAUGGUCCGUGGGGCUGAAAAUUCACAGUAAAAGCCCAGGUUCAGUAUUCAGUGGAAACAAAACUCCAACAGUGUAUAAGCUGCGGCUCAUUGUUAAGAUGAAUGGAUGUUUUAAACACAGCAGCAGCAGCCAAUGAGCUGCACACAGGCCGUGCUGGUUAAAAUAAUUAAUAAAAUAAUAAAUUAAUUUGUUAGUAAAUUGAAAACAUAAACCACAUACAUAUUUACAUACAUACACAUAUAUGUACACACACAUAUGUAUACUUAUGUAUUUAUAUAUAUACAUAAAUAUAUAUAUAAAUAUACACGUCAAAAGGCACACGUCAAAAUGCAAGUGCUCCUCUAUUUGAAAAUAUAUGGGUUGACGUUUCUAUUGGUAUGUACAUUGAUACGCCUCAUGUCGGAGUAGAAGCUGCAUUUUUUUUCAUGUCAUGGUUUGUAACAUCUGAAUAUAAUUCGUGGCCUGUCGUUGUAUAUUUUGAGUCUGAUAGGAGUCAGACUCCUCCUCCUCCUUCUCCUCCUGCUCCUCCUGCUCCCUCACAGUCUGUGUGAAUGCAGCCUUGAGGUUUUCUCUGCACUAUUCUCUGUCAGCAAGUGUCUGGUUCUUUCUUCUUUUAAAUGAUCAAAUGACACCUGACAUCACAAAAGAGGAACACAAGCGAGCACUCAGAACAUGUGACAGCAGUGUUCAGGCACCCCCACCCCCGUCCCUCUCACCCACCCACCCACACACAAACACAUAAGCAUGUUUCCUUUAAUUUCUACUUGAAAUUAUUGCUUACAUCCACAGAGGACGAAGGAACCUGGUGAUUAGCUGAGCCGCUAAAAUUCCGAGGAGCAUGAAAUGUUCUUUCAAACUUCAUGGUCUGUUGGACCUGGUCGUCAGGCCCAGAAUAGGAUGAAACAAAGGGAACAUCAUGAGCAGACAAAGGGGACAUUUAUAGUUCAUUAUAAACCUGCUUGUUUCCUCUGGACUUUGAAAUAUUUUAAGAGUCAAAAUAGAAUAGAGUUCUCUACGGCUUUGGAAUCAGCCGACGUGAAUCUAUGGUUGAUUUAUUUUUAUAUAUGAAAAACACAAGUAAAAAAAAAAGAAAAAGGGAACAGAAGGCGCUAGUGGUGAACUGUAUACUGUAGCCUUAGCUGUAAUUAUCUGCAUGAUUAUUUUAAUUAGCAAACCACUGGAUAGAACUAAGCAUGAGCUGCAUAGAAAAGAACACAAGAAAAUAAAUACCACGUGUUGGAAAGGUACCCACCUUGAACAGACUGAAACAUGGACAAGCGAUUUCUUUGAAUUAAUUAAAUGAUAUAAUUACUGUUUACCCUAAUUAUGGGAUAAAUGACCACAUAAUCUGCAAGCAUUUAAAAAAAAAACAUGUAUUUUUCAGAUCGAAAAUAAAAAGUUUCUUUUAAUUUGAAUUAAUUAGUAAUAUAUUAGAGCCAACAUGUGAAGCAAUAAUCACACAACCUUCAAUUGAUGCACUUUUUAGAAGCUCACUACACAGACGAGCUAAGAUGUUAGCGCAGUGGAGUUUCAAUUUAGGUCUGGUUUGUGGAAAAUGAAGAAAAACAGCAGAAAAUGAAACGCGGAGAAUCACUCUGUAAGCUGUUCUGUCACUGCAGUGCGUUGUUUUCCUUAUGUUAUUCCAGGUGGAGUUCAAUGUUAAUUUUCUUGAAGUCUCUUGCUGAGAAUUAAAAUAACAAUCUUAACAUAAUAAUUAAUUAAAAAUGCAGGAUAAAUGUCAAGUUUUAGCUUAAAUUAUUUGUAGUAGCAUGGAGAUUAAGAAUGUUAUUCAUGAACUGAACGAUAAAAACAGUUCUGAGAAUAGAACAAAUAUCAAAUAAAAUAAUGUAGAAUUGUUAGGAUCUUAUUCAUUUCUUUGACUCUGACCCAGGGAAUGUUUUCUUGUCUGCCGCCUACGUUUGUGCCAAAAACUAAACCAUAACUGAGGGCUGAUUUAAAACCAAGGAAUUUAGAGUUCACACACAAACACACACACACACGACCUGUACCUUUCUGUCAGUAAACCACAGAACAGAGCACAUCCACGGUGAGAGAGGAUCCUCCUUCAGCCAAGCAGGAAAACCAGGCUGAAAUAACACUGAUUUUGGCGAAAUCUACAACUACUGGCAGAAGUUUAAAUGUAGUAUAAACAUGAACAUACAGUACUCCUCUUCACCUGCCUGCAGUAUGUAGGUUGGACAAAAAAAACGAAACAACUUUUAGUUGAGUUCUGUAGCAGUACUGUUUGUGAAGAAUUACACCAAGACACACUGUACAAUGAAGUACUGUAGUAUUUAGAUUCUACUAAAUACUACAGUUAAGGAGGUCUCUGUAGGCUGCUGUAGAUUAAUAUCCUCCCUCUGAAUCUGACCCCUCUUUUCAGAUCAAAUCUACAGCCAGGAGAGUAGUUUUUUUUUUUCAGAUCUCGAUUUGAUCUUUCUCCACUAUUUUGUCAAUGUAGUUUGAAAGCAAAGAAAAAAAAAACAAACAAAAAAACAUACCUCUGGGAGCCUAAGUACCACCAGUGUUAUGUGUACCAGAGUUUGAGAACCGCUGCUCGCGACUGUUCAAAGACAAAUUGUAGCAGGAUCUUCUUGUUUGUGUCUAUUUCCCAACAACAGUCACGGCAUGUGCAACAAAACCUUUUUACGUCACAGACUGGUUUUCAAAGUCCGGUCGUCGACUCUGACCUCGUUUUCAACCUCGACCACCGAAAUUAGUACUACAAACAAACAAACAGGAAAAACAUUAAAUACAACUCGACUUGAAGUCGCGCUUCUUUCUAUGUCCUGACACAGUAUUACUGAGGUAACAGGAAACACCGUCUGGUCAGUCACUUUGUUGUUGUUGUUGUUGUUGACAGCACAGAUAUUCAAAGAUUAGCUUCAUAAAGUUAGCUUGAAGCUAUAGUUAGCUUCAUCAAGAUGGGAUGUUAAAAAUGAAAGCAGGGUCUUAAGAUAUUUAUGUAACAAGUAUGUUUGUAUAUAGUGUCAUAUAAUGACCAUGACCAAACUGAUAACCAAUGGAAGAGAACUUUUUUUUUUUCCCCUGCGGCCCAAUAUCUAAUAACCAACGGCUGGUUACUGGUCUGUGGCCCAGUGGUUUGGGACCUCAGCUCUACUAACCAGUUCUGUGACUUUAAAAAUUGUGUGGUGUGAAUUUUACUUCAGAUGCACAGAGAUUCAGAGAUAUUUGCACCACUACAGGAAUGAUUAACUUGAUGUAAUUCUAGUUUUUAUUUUCAUAAAAAUGCGAGAUGACGUCCCGUCUCUGCUUCUUCAAAUGGCCUUUUGUAAAGAUGACUGACGCAUGUGAACUGCCUCCACUUAGUGUAUAUUUUUUCUCUCUUUUUUGGACAGUGCCAGUUCCAUGGGUGUUAGUUCUUUACACUACUAUCAAUUGUAAUAUAAGUAGAGGCCUUAAACACAAAUAUAUUACAUACAUCCGUCAGGGCUAUGAACUGAAAACCAUCACAAAUCAAACUGAGGCAAAAAAAAAGUUUUCAAUCCAACAGUGUUCAACCCAUCACUUCCAGAAACUUCUAUGGAACUUUGAAUACGCCGUCAGGAACUUUAGAUACUGAUUACUUCAAAAAUAUUAGCCUGAGCUUUUCGAGCAAAAAAAAAACAAUUUUUGAAACAGAAAUCUUUUUUUUUUCAACAAGACUUCUUUUUCUAAAAUAUUAGAAAAAAAGUUAUAUUAAAUUUUCAAUUUAAAAGAAAUAGAUUAAAAUAAUAAGUAGUAAGGAGAACAUUCACGGUCAUGUCAUGUACAAGGAGGGAUUUAAAAGCAGAAAACGUUGCAGAAACUUUUAAUCUAUAACGUGAAUGACUUUUUUUUUUUUUAAUUUCACUGCUGUGGACAUGUUUACUCCGAUCAUUGAAUGUUUGUCUGGGUUAACUGGGUCUGUGGAUGAGGAUACGAUCCAGUCCAGUGUUUUGUUAAUAAUUCAGACCUGUCCAGGAUUCUACCAUCAUCACUUCACUAUCAUUUGUCAAGGUUAAUUAUUGAAGCCUAAUUAAUCAAGCAGCAGCAGAAUUUCCAACAUUCAUUUAAAGUGAUGUCACAUGUUUCCAUACUUUUCAUACCGACUUAUUUUAAAGUUCUUCUGAUGUUGCCUUCAUUUCUUCCUCAUGUUCUACAGAACUGAAGACCUGAGUAGCAUUUAUCUUUGAUUUUAAUGUAUUAUUUUAGGAUAUGAGACUCUAGUUCAGUGAUUCCCAACCACUGUGCCGUGGCCCGCUGGAGUGCCGUGAGAGGUCAUCAGGUGUCCUUGGAUAAUUUAUCCAAAAUCACUAAAUUGGUCUGAAAAAGAUUUUUACUUCAUGUAGAUAAUUUGUCUUCGUUAAUCUACAACAGUGAUGGACCAAAAAUGAAAUAUUUAUCCACUAGGUGGCAGCAGAUUGCUAUAAAAACUAUGAAGAAGUGAGUAUUUCAUCACCGUGUUCAACUAAAGAGGCUCAGGAUUCACACUGAGUCAGGAAAUUGUGACUAUUUUAAAAUUUGCAGAUUCCUUAUAUUAUAUUCCAUAUACUUUCACAGACAUUUCUGUCUGGUGGUGAACUGGGGAAUUUUUCUAAUGUAACACAUGUGCCAUGGCCUCUGAAGGGUUGGGAAACACUGGUUGAUAACUAGACUGACUACUGUCAUUGACCACAUGAGAUAUUUAAUAAAACUGUUCUGUCGUUGAGUAAAUGCACAACGUGGUGUAUUAUUAUUGGAUUUCAGCCAUCAAUAAAAAUCAAGUUUAACUCAA